AUUAGGAAACACCACUCGGCUGUGGCUAGACAAUAGGUGUUCUUUUGACGAUUUCCUGCAGCAAUACAGCAAUUUUCAACACCAAAUAUUACACCUAUCUAUUGAUGGUGCUGCUCCAUCUACUUAGGUGACGACACUCGCAAAGGAUGGAGGUGUGCCACAUUUUGAAAUCCAAUAAGAUUAGUCGUUUAGUUGUUGAGCAGUGAAACGUCUAGCGGCAAUCCGUAUUCCUAGAAGAGUGAUGCAAUGAAGUUGAAAUUGUAGAACGUCAUCAACUGGCUUCAGGAAUCCUUUCAUCGAGCCGUCCGACUGAUAGUGAACGAUUGACGUUGGAUCGCACUCAGUUCUGGCUAUCAGAUUAACGUAGAUUGAUGCGGCUCUCGAUCACAUAUUAAACAUUCGUGUGAGUUCAACGUUAGCAGCAUAAUGGAGCAAGUCAUUCGUAAAUUCGUAAUCUUUCAAGGAUUAUCUAUCGGUAUCCUUACUAUUAUCCACUCUUUGGAGACAGUCUACGACUACAUAUUCGAUUUCCUACAAUACGAGAUGUGGGACUAUUACAACGACAUCCAUGGUAUGUACGAGGUGGUAAUUCCUAGGGAACUGAGUUGGAUCGCCGCUGCAAGUGCGCUGAUCUUUGGAAUUCAUCAUCGUAAAAUACGCUAUUUCUAUCCGAUAAUUUGUGUUGCUUGUGUAGUAUUGUUCAUACAAUUAGUUCGGGAAAUUGUACUAUUUUGGGUGGACCAAGAUGAGCAAUAUUGGGAAUUUACACUGUUCUGCAAUCCAUCUUUGCUGUUUCCGAUGACUUGCAGGCGAGUUCACGGAAUGAUAACACUGAUAGCUCUAAAGCGGUUGUUCGAGUCAGAGCAAAGUUCUGAUAAUAGCUUUGUCCGAUUUAAUGUGGAGAACGAAGAAUGUGAAACUAGUGAGAUAAGCUGAAAAAGUCGAAAAUCUCUUCAAUUAAACAAUCGUAACAACAUUAUUAUAUUUUGAUUGAACAUUAGAAGAAAAAAUCUUUCUUUAAACUGUUGUAGGAAAAUAAAGUUACAUUUCAUAAAUGUUA
Messenger RNA from Aedes aegypti (yellow fever mosquito), 1060 nucleotides. RefSeq lists its product as uncharacterized. NCBI's taxonomy places the organism in Eukaryota, Metazoa, Arthropoda, Insecta, Diptera, Culicidae. The record is from RefSeq and is a predicted model, not a curated record. The coding region runs from base 427 to 936 and encodes 169 amino acids. The transcript is spliced from 3 exons.